This is a messenger RNA of Drosophila subpulchrella, 1306 nucleotides long. Its product is annotated as androgen-induced gene 1 protein. Lineage: Eukaryota; Metazoa; Arthropoda; Insecta; Diptera; Drosophilidae. The record is from RefSeq and is a predicted model, not a curated record. Bases 172 to 915 code for a protein of 247 amino acids. The transcript has 4 exons. Gene Ontology annotation, cellular component: endomembrane system; membrane.
AGCACAAAAGGCAGGAGGCAACACGGCGUAUGGGCAACAAACAGUGCGACUCCAGUUUUCCACACGCUCAGUUGUGCCCGCGGUCAAGGGAAAAUCGCUGCCGAGCAUUUCCCCGAGGAAAGCCAAAUUGAAAUCAGGAAAAUACUUAGCGAACCGUGAAAAACCUUCAAGAUGACCAAAGUUGAGCUCUACAAGUCUCGCGUCUUCGUGACAAUCAUACACCUUUGUGCCCUGGGCCAAUUCGCCUAUGGGCUCUACUACAGCUCCUUCGAGAUCCAGCGGAGCUACAAGCUGAAGACGAGCCUCAAUCGCCGCCUGGUGCCGGAAUCGUUGCCCCAGAAAAUCAAAUUCCUGUCCUAUUGGUCGCUGAUAAUUCAGGCACUGUACUAUAUUGUAUCGCUCGUCAACGAUUUUGUGGGCACCAAUGAGCUGACCCCCAAGAAACCUCCGGCGGUGCGCAGGUUCAAGGACUGGCUGAUGGCCACAUUGGCCUUUCCAGUGGCCGUCAACGUGGGCGUGACCUUCUGGACCCUGUACGCCAUCGAUAGAGAGCUGGUCUUCCCCAAGGUGCUGGACCCCGUGUUCCCCAGCUGGCUUAACCAUGUUCUGCACACCAACAUCGUGGUUUUCAUCGUCCUGGAGAUGUUCAUCUCGUACCGCUCGUACCCGAAACGCAGCCAGGGACUCGCCGGACUGGCCAUCUUCAUGGGCGCCUAUCUAGUUUGGAUUCACGUGGUGAAGCACUACUCAGGCGUCUGGGUCUACCCGGUCCUGGAGGUCCUUCAACUUCCGCAGCGCAUCCUGUUCUUCGCGGCCGUCGUGGGAUUCACGUUGUCGCUCUAUCUGCUGGGCGAGUUCCUCAACAACACCGUCUGGGCCAAGGAGGUGAAGCUGGCCAAGCGCAAAUCCAACUAGGAGUAGGCUGUGACCCGUUUCUGUUCCAUGUAGUCGCGUUUAAUUAGCCACAAAAUACAAAUAAUGAUUGACGACUCAGACCAGUCUCGAUUAUUUAUUUUGUCUAUAUUGUUCGAUCUUCUCAGCCUAGGAUAGUAAUACACUGUGAAAUAGACUGAAGAAGUCGCACAAGAUAUGUGAAAAUGAAUAAACUUGAACUUGCCUGACAAACUCGCUAAUAUAUUUUAAAUCCCUAAUGAAUUGUGAAAGUCCUUAAUCGUAAUGGAGAAAACCGUUUGCUAAUGAUAUUCAUUCUAUUCUUAUUACGAAUUGCAUUGUAAUUGAGAUUAUAGCUGUAGUGUUAUUUCGGUUUUUAAAAAGUAAAGUCGCCUUCUCGAUUGCAACAACCUCA